Messenger RNA from Leptinotarsa decemlineata (Colorado potato beetle), 702 nucleotides. RefSeq lists its product as uncharacterized. Lineage: Eukaryota; Metazoa; Arthropoda; Insecta; Coleoptera; Chrysomelidae. The record is from RefSeq and is a predicted model, not a curated record.
UCCAGGAGAACUCUGUAUACUCAUCGUUUUCUAAUACGCCAGCCACCUAAGAAUCGUUCCCUCUUCACAGAACAAACGAACUUUUAAAAGGGAACAUCGCGAAAAACUUCUGCAAAAACCGCCGCCGCACGAACGAGAUAUAAAAAGUGACAAUCGGCGCAUCGGAAAACAUCUGCCGACACCGCGAUGGAUUCCCCUAGUUUCCCACGGUUCGCGUGCAUCAUCAAGAAAAAGAGGGGCGCGAGCGGCAACAAGAAAAACGUCCAAAAUGACCGCCAUCGCAUGCGACGUGGUUCCAGUCUUUCGAAUCUGGAUCAAAUUUCGCAAGCUCUUCCGGAUUUGGUUAGAUGCACCACCGCGGAUCAGCAACUUUGCGUCGGUUCCGACGACUAUCUCCAGUCGAGUAGUCCGAAUAUGUCGAGGUCUUUUCUGGCUAGUAGUAAUACCCUGAGCAUCGGGGGUAGCUUCGGAGAUCUGAUGAACAUGAAACAAUUUGGUAGUAGCCAAUGGAGCCUGCGCAGCGAAAGCCUUAUAGCGAAGACAGUGCCCCUGUCAACGGUCACUCACAAAAGUUCUUUCAGCGCGUUCAAGGACCCCGUUUUCGAGGAUUUAAGUGGCUCAUUGACAGGGGCGCAGAGGACUUUGAGGCUUUCCAAAUUACUGGAGCAACACAGGACCAGCAGGAAUCACAGAAGUGGAAUG